Messenger RNA from Oryzias melastigma (Indian medaka), 3562 nucleotides. It is a transcript of the gene ccdc142, whose product is annotated as coiled-coil domain containing 142. Bases 122 to 3511 code for a protein of 1129 amino acids. The transcript has 18 exons. The record is from RefSeq and is a predicted model, not a curated record. NCBI's taxonomy places the organism in Eukaryota, Metazoa, Chordata, Actinopteri, Beloniformes, Adrianichthyidae.
AAAUCCCAGUGGAGCGUGUCCCACUCUUUAAAAGAGAACCCCGGACUCGGUACCGAACAUUAUGGGUCAAAAGAGAUGCAUUUAUCAGUUUUAACUCAACCUUUGAUGCUGCCGCCUAAGCAUGACGUCACGACGUAGCUGGUCAGAUGGACGAGAAUUUCUGAUGCAACCUGGGAUGAACCGCAGCGACCCGGAUGUCCAGAAAGAGUCCAGACCCACAGCAGAUGGGCAGAACUCUGAAGGAACGGGUCCACCACAGGAACAGAACCGGACCUGUGACACAGAACUGUGUGUGCUGAGGACCUGCAGCUUAUGCGCGCUGACAGAAGAUCUGAGCCCAGCAGGCAGGAGGUCCCAGAGCUCGCUGUGCCGCUCUCUGCAGAGAGCCGAGCUGCUGCUCAGAAACACCUUCAGUCCCAGUCUGAAGUGGCUGCUCCACGACCCCAGCCAGGACGAGGAGGAGAACUUCAUUCUGGCGCAUAAUCUGGUGUCGCGCUCGUCGGUGCGCCUCCAACGCCUGCAGCUCACUCUGCUGACUUUAGCUCCACAGUGGCAGCUGGUGGGCGGAGCUCAGAUGGGACCUCCUCAGGCCUGUGGAAGGAGACCUUCAAGUGAAGGAGUUGUGUUCCACCUGCUGCCCUCCUGCCACCUCCCAGACCGGUACAGCGCACUCUGGAAGCUUCUGGAGCAGCGAGAACUGCUGCUGUUCGUCCACGAAUACACCAGGAGGCUUCGCCUGAUGACAGCUUACACCUCCAGAGUGCAGCAUCUGCUGGAACACCAGAGCCAGGAGCGGAACCUCUCUCCAAACCGGAACUUCCCGGACUCUGCUCCCUCCUGGGUUGGACUUUGCUCUCUGAGUCAGGAGCUGCGGGUCCACCUCAGCCACUGGGCCUGUCUGUCCUCCAGGGUCCAGUCGAGUUACUGUCUGAGACGGGCCAUGGCCCGGCACAGCAGGAUGCUGCAGGCUGUCAGGGAGAGCUUGGACCUCCUGGGUCUACAGGUUCUGGUUCUGAUGGAGCGGUAUAUCCAUGCUCUUCUUUGUACUGUUGCUGGGUCGGGCUUUGUACCGGAAGAGGUUCUGGAGGACGUUUUAAGAGGGAUUGAGCUGUACAACCUGGCAGUGGAAGAGCACAGUGUGCAGCACAGCGCCCUCCUCCGGUGGACAGUGGUACUGCAGCAGGCCCAUUAUUCCUCACCCUUCGCAAGUCCUCCACACACGAGAAGGUCCUGGCCCGGCCCGGUUCCAGUCGAGCGACUGCUGACUAUCAUGGCUGCGUAUCACGCAGACGGAGCAGCUGAACAGUUACACCACUGGAUCUCUCAGCAGAACUGUCCGGUUCAGACGGUUCUGUCUGAAAAAUGUGCCAAUCUGGGACCCCGGGUCUGCUGUGGUGUCAGUGCUCAGACACGCAAGUGGACCUGGAAGCAGCUCCAGAACUCUUUCAUCAUCAGUCCUUCAACUCCAGUCAGGGAACCCCGCUCCGGAAGCCUCCAUGAUGGUGAAGCUCAGGGUUCUAUUGUGGAAAAUCACGGUUCUGUUUGGCCCACAUGCACUUCUUUCCAGCCUGGAGAGGAGUGUGCAAUCCAGAAUGGUUCUGAUCUGACCCGAGUGGAUUCAGAUCUACAUUUAGAGCGUCCAUCCGCUCAGCUUCUGUGCCAGGUUCUGCUGUCUUCGUCUGACCUGCUCCCCCCACCACUGCCUCACGGACCCCCAGCAGCAGAACCAAAGGAGCAGGUUCUAGUUGCGCCGGGUGAGUCCAACUGCAGGUCCGAGUUGGAGAGUACAGAUAAAGAUAAAAGAAGCGAAGAUCUACAGAGGAGAAGAGGGCAAAACCACGGUGUGGAAGAAACUGGACCGGAUCGAACCGAACGGGACCCAACAAACAGAGAUGAGCGUGAGGAGAAUAUGGAGAGCAGAGGAGUGAGGGGGCGGGGCGGCGCUCGCUGGCCUCACUCAGUUCAGUGGUUGGACCUCAGUGGGCCUCUGCGCCUCGCUGAGCUGCUGGGUCGCUAUCGCUCCCUGCUGUGGACGUUCUGCAGGAGAUCCCUCUGGCUGAAGCUUCACGUACCAGAAGGUGCCCCUGAGGGCAGCUUUAACCUCUACGAUGACCUCACCACCUUUGUGGUCUUGGACAGGAUCUGCGAGGCUGCCCACACAGGUCUGCUUCCAGAUGAGUAUCAGGCCCUGCUGGAGGAGCUAGGUCUGCACGUGAAAGUCCUCUGUGCUCACGCUCACUGGGACCACGGGGUGUGCAGAACCUUAUGUUCUUCUCUCAGAGAUAAGUGUGUUCCACACGAGAGCAACAGCGGUGGAGCGCCUUCGUCUGAGGACCGGCAGAACCUGUCACUGACCAUGGAGAGCUUCCUGCUGCUGCCCCCCUCCCUGCUGUGGUCUUUGCCCUGCCCCCCGUCCGGCCUUCAGGUGUCAGGAGGGGGUGACCUCACCCCCCACAGGACAGAGCUGCAGAGCCGGACGGUUGCCAUGGUUCUGGCUUCAGUGCAGCUCUCCACUGUCUGGGUUGUGUCCAAGGCCUUCCAGUUCCUGUCCUCCUGGAGCCUCAACAAGUUUCUGCUCAUCACACAAGGAGACUUGGAGAUGCUGAUGGAGUCGGUUGAGGAGAUGCUGCAGCGGUUGCUGCGUCUGGAUGUCGACCGUCAGCCCUUCCUGUGUGGUCGUCAGCUCCGACAGCAGCUGCUAGCUCUGAAGGAGGCGGCGUCUGAGCUGCAGGUCUUCUCCUCUCUGGUGCUCAAGACGUUCUCUGUAGCCUGCAAGCAGAUGUCAGGGGAGAUCUUUGAGCAGACUAUGCCCUCUGCUGGACACUGGAGACCGAGCAAGCUCACAGGAUUUCCCAGCAACCCCAGCACGUAUGCCGCUCUGGCAAGUCGGACUGUGAUUGGUCAAGUUCUAGAGGGCGUGGCACAGCUUCCCGACGACGCCCAGGUCAGGGCGCUCAGCGUCACCAUGACGGCGUUCAUGGAGGCGUGGAUGGAGCACAUCCUGAAAGAGCGCAUCAAGUUCAGUGUGCAGGGGGCUCUGCAGCUGAAGCGGGACUUUGACUCCGUUCGACACAUGAUCCAGUCAGAGUGCUAUGGUCUGUCUGCAGAGCUCCUCCAGAGGCUGCUCAGCCUCAGGGUCUUCCAGCAGGUGGACUCGGUGGUGCUGUGUCUGCUGCAGCAGCCGCAGGACAAGGCCUCACUGAAGAGCAGCUCCUGGGGGCCCCUCGCCCGCUGCUGUCCAACCAGCAGCAGGGACAGCAUCGAUGCCGCGGCAGCCGGACACAUCACCAACCUCGGCUUCCUGGACGGCGAGGAGCCGAACCACUCUGACACCUCGGUUCUGAACUCUGACCUGCUCGCAGUGGAUCCACCCUCCCCGGCAGAACCUUAUCUGGCACCCAGCAUGGUCCUGGGUCCGGCUCAGCAGGACUGGUUGGACCUGAGGAUCCAGAGCGGCGCUCGCCGUUGGAGGCUGCCAGGACUGCAGUGUCUAUCCAAAACCGGGCUGUGACCCGGCGCUCCGACCCAACUGUUUAUGUAAAUAAAAAUCUUAGUGAUGACA